GUUGAAGAAACCGCGCUCUGAUUGGUGGAGAGGCUGAGCUGUGUCAAAGAAGUGGCACGUUAAGGAAGGAAGAGGACGUUGACUAGAAAUGAUGAACUUUGGAAAUAUUACAAUAUCGAAAUGGCUAGCUAGACAUGUGCAUGUAAGAAGAACAUGUUAACUGUCAGAAUGUUGUCGUGGCUUAUAAAUAACUUAAAUAACAAUAGCCUACGUGGUUUACUUUAAUUUAGCAUAGUGGCUGUUGCGUUACACUGUCUGUAACAGGGAUUUGAAGCACUGCUAAUUUACAGCUGCACUAUAAUUUUUGAGAAUAUUUAAGAGUUGAAAGAUGAUUAGACACUUAGUGUACAGUAGGUGGUUGUUUCACCACAGUAAAUCCGUGAACACAUUAGUUUGCUUGCAUGGCAGGCAGACAAGACUGCUCAGUACUUCUAAAAGCAGCAGGAAUAUUAUGCCUGCCUGGGUUAUUGAUAAAUAUGGAGGCGAUGAUGUGUUGCGGUUUACUAAAAAUGCCAGUUUCCCCAUCAUCACCUACCCCAAUGAGGUUAUUGUCCAAGUGCAUGCAGCAGCACUGAACCCAAUUGAUGUCAGCAUGAGAGGUGGUUAUGGCGCUUCAACGCUGUCCAUGAAGAGAGACCCUCUGAAUAUCAAGCAGUCAGGGACCGAGUUCCCUCUCAUCCUGGGAAGGGAUGUGUCUGGGGUCAUCAUGGAAUGUGGCCUGGAUGUGAAGUACUUCAGAGAAAGGGAUGAGGUGUGGGCAGCGAUCCCCCCAUGGAAGCAGGGCAGCUUCGCUGAGUUUGUGGUGCUGAGUGCCAAUGAGAUAUCCCACAAACCAAAAUCACUGAGCCACAUAGAGGCAGCAGCCUUUCCCUAUGUGGCAACAACUGCCUGGUCAGCACUGGUCAACACCGGUGGGCUCAGUAAAGACAACUGUGCCAAGAAGAGGAUUUUGAUCCUCGGAGGAUCCGGGGGAGUGGGAACAUUCGCUAUACAGAUGCUGAAGGCUUGGGGGGCCCAUGUUACUGUCACAUGCUCCCAGAAUGCAGAGCGGUUUGUGAGGGACCUGGGGGCAGACCAUGUGGUGGACUACACUGCUGGGCCUGUUGAGGAGCCGCUCAGUGUACUGGAGAAAUUUGACCUCAUCCUGGAUAAUGUCGGGGGGGAAACGGAACGUUGGGCGCUGAAUCUGCUCAAGCCUUGGAGUGGCGCCAAGUAUGUCACCCUGGUAACACCGUUCCUCCAGAACACUGACAGCUUGGGCAUUGCUGAUGGGAUGAUGCAGAGUGCUUGCACAAUGGCCACCAAAGCCCUCAAGCACCUAAUCAAAGGAGUUCACUACCGCUGGGGAUUCUUUGCACCUAGUGGUCCUGCAUUGGAUGAUGUAAGGGACAUUGUGGAUGCAGGACAGAUUCGGGCUGUGGUGGAGGAGACGUUCAGCUUCUCUCAGGUUCCUCAGGCCUUCGAGAAGUUGGAGAAAGGUCACGCUCGCGGGAAGACUGUGGUCCAGAUCAUUGAAGAGCGAGCUGACUUAUAGCACUGACUCCUGGAGACUCUGUACAUUUUUCUGCACAACUGUAAAAAACAACUGAUUUGAACGCAACAUCUUCGAUCUGUCGAGUGCAAGUGACAUCUACAGGACAUAUUUGAAAUAAAUCUUACCUUCAUGAAGGUUUUUAAGUUUUAUUGAAAGUGUUACUUAUCAUACAGUAUGUUUGUAUACAGCCAACGAUGGACUUUAUAACCUCCAGUGGGUGUGGCUUGCUGCUUCUGCAUGGUAUCAUUUUAGCCAACAUUUUAGAACAAGCCUGACUGGUUCCCGUUUGUCCUCCAGAGUAAAUGUGUGUACAUCGUCGUAAUUUUACAAACAUGUUAUUUUGUUUACAUUUGUAUUUCUAUGCACCAGUGGAUAACA
Cottoperca gobio is the source of this 1912-nucleotide messenger RNA. It is a transcript of the gene rtn4ip1, whose product is annotated as reticulon 4 interacting protein 1. The record is from RefSeq and is a predicted model, not a curated record. Gene Ontology annotation, cellular component: mitochondrion. The coding region runs from base 329 to 1534 and encodes 401 amino acids. The transcript is spliced from 9 exons. Gene Ontology annotation, molecular function: oxidoreductase activity. Lineage: Eukaryota; Metazoa; Chordata; Actinopteri; Perciformes; Bovichtidae.